Molecule: messenger RNA, 1372 nt
Organism: Saitoella complicata NRRL Y-17804
Lineage: Eukaryota; Fungi; Ascomycota; Saitoellomycetes; Saitoellales; Saitoellaceae
Exons: 2
Coding region: 400-1218 (272 amino acids)
Source: RefSeq, a predicted model, not a curated record
GAGGAGCUGGAUGGCCUGGGGCUCGUGAUCGCGUACGAUCUAGGCCAACAUCUGUAUGCACGUGCUACUCGGCAAAUGCGCUUUAGGUGUAAUCGUCGUUACCCGCUAGCGCCGAUGUGCGUAUGAGGAUUGCCUAUUGCGGCAGACGAAAGGACUACGCGCGACUGUCACCAAAAAACGUCACCGACUGUCCGAAUGCCUCUUUGGGCAGCUGCAGCUUGGCUCAAAGGAUGCCGUCCGUCUUUUUGACCUGCAAUUUUCCAAGCCUCUACACUUCCUCCUCCUCUAACCAACUUACCCACAAACCACAACUCUGAACAUUCUCUGAAAAUAUACUCUUUCACCAAAGUCUAUCAUCACUACUACAAACAACUUAUCCUCGAAAACUAUUUCCCAGUCAUGUCUUUCAUUCGUGCUCAAGCCAAAGCUCAGAAGGAGAAGCUUAGGAUGAGUACCUUUGCUGCUCGCGAGCACGCGUUCGAGGAGAUCCAAAAAAGGCAGACGAACGAAAGGUUCAAUGAGAUGAAAUGGUCCCUCGGUAACUUCGCGAAAAUCUAUCAGACCGCCAAAGGCGACCUCGACAACGCCGCUAAGUUCGCCCUGAGUAAACGACGACGCAUGUUCCUCGCCAAGGUUCUCGAGAAGAAGACAAGACUCUGCGGAAUCACAGAGGUCCUUGAUGAGGACAGUGAGCUGGAACUCAGUCGUUCAUCUACGGACUCUGGUAUUUCUUUUUGCUCCCGUCGCAAAUCGAACCUGAGGUCUCCUGUUAAACGCUCCCACGCGUCCUCCGCCGAUCUUCAGCAGGUGUUCUCUACGAAGUACUACCAGCCGUACCAAGGUACCUUUUACAAGAAGGUCGAUCUCGACAGCCUCCCUAGAACUGUCUACGUUCGCGACGAGAUCGAGCUGAACUGUGGUCCUCGCAAGUCCCUUGAAGCCGCCCCCAAAUACAUCCGUCCGGGAAGCAUCGAAAUCUCCGAUUGUCGCCGGAACUCCUGGAUUGCUCCUGCAUCAAGGAAAAUCAAGAAAGAGCGCAAGGCGGAGUUUAAGGCUGCCAAGGAGGCGCGUAUCAAGUACGAGUGGGCGGAGUUUUGGAAGAAGCCGUGUGACAUGACGAAGCUGAAGUUACAAAUGCAGAGGCCCUCAGAGUUUGCUGAGACGAAGUUUCAGCGUGUUUGCCGCAUCUUGAGACGCAAGCCGUCACCUUGGCUCUAAAUUACGAGAUGAGGGGGGGUCUGCGCGGAGGAGGAGAACGGGAGCAGAGAAUCACACGAGGAAGUGAAGCAGGAGCUCAACUGCAACUUGCGUUAUCAGACCUGAAGGAUUACUAUUACUUUUUCAAAUAGGACGUGUUCUCCGCGGUAUACAG